UGUGGAGUGGAGUGGAGUGGUGUGGUGUGGAGUGGAGUGGUGUGGAGUGGAGUGGUGUGGAGUGGAGUGGUGUGGAGUGGUGUGGAGUGGAGUGGAGUGGUGUGGAGUGGAGUGGUGUGGAUGGUGUGGAGUGGAGUGGUGUGGAGUGGUGUGGAGUGGAGUGGUGUGGAGUGGUGUGGAGUGGAGUGGAGUGGUGUGGUGUGGAGUGGAGUGGAGUGGUGUGGAGUGGAGUGGUGUGGAGUGGUGUGGAGUGGAGUGGUGUGGAGUGGAGUGGUGUGGAGUGGUGUGGUGUGGAGUGGAGUGGUGUGGAGUGGAGUGGUGUGGAGUGGAGUGGAGUGGUGUGGAGUGGUGUGGAGUGGAGUGGUGUGGAGUGGUGUGGAGUGGUGUGGAGUGGAGUGGUGUGGAGUGGUGUGGAGUGGAGUGGUGUGGAGUGGUGUGGAGUGGUGUGGUGUGGAGUGGAGUGGUGUGGAGUGGAGUGGUGUGGAGUGGAGUGGUGUGGAGUGGUGUGGAGUGGAGUGGAGUGGUGUGGAGUGGAGUGGUGUGGAGUGGAGUGGAGUGGUGUGGAGUGGUGUGGAGUGGUGUGGAGUGGAGUGGUGUGGAGUGGUGUGGAGUGGAGUGAGUGGUGUGGUGUGGAGUGGAGUGGUGUGGAGUGGAGUGGAGUGGUGUGGAGUGGUGUGGAGUGGAGUGGUGUGGAGUGGUGUGGAGUGGAGUGGUGUGGAGUGGUGUGGAGUGGAGUGGUGUGGAGUGGUGUGGAGUGGAGUGGUGUGGAGUGGAGUGGUGUGGAGUGGAGUGGUGUGGAGUGGAGUGGUGUGGAGUGGUGUGGAGUGGAGUGGAGUGGUGUGGAGUGGAGUGGUGUGGAGUGGAGUGGAGUGGUGUGGAGUGGUGUGGAGUGGUGUGGAGUGGAGUGGUGUGGAGUGGUGUGGAGUGGAGUGGUGUGGAGUGGUGUGGAGUGGAGUGGAGUGGUGUGGAGUGGAGUGGUGUGGAGUGGUGUGGAGUGGAGUGGUGUGGAGUGGAGUGGUGUGGAGUGGUGUGGUGUGGAGUGGAGUGGUGUGGAGUGGAGUGGUGUGGAGUGGAGUGGAGUGGUGUGGAGUGGUGUGGAGUGGAGUGGUGUGGAGUGGAGUGGUGUGGAGUGGUGUGGAGUGGAGUGGUGUGGAGUGGUGUGGAGUGGAGUGGUGUGGAGUGGUGUGGAGUGGAGUGGUGUGGAGUGGUGUGGAGUGGAGUGGAGUGGUGUGGAGUGGAGUGCACUGGUGCUCCUCAGGGAUGCGUUCUGUCUGCACUGCUAAGGAGCCCUCCAUUAAACUCCUGAAGUUUGCAGAUGACACCGCGGUCAUCAACCUGAUCCGUGACGGUGAUGAGAAUGCAUUCAGACGGGAGGUUGAACGUACCCUGGUCACAACAACCUUGAGCUGA
Molecule: messenger RNA, 1410 nt
Organism: Ictalurus furcatus (blue catfish)
Lineage: Eukaryota; Metazoa; Chordata; Actinopteri; Siluriformes; Ictaluridae
Exons: 4
Source: RefSeq, a predicted model, not a curated record